AUGGAGAACAUGAUUAAAUCAGCCGGAGCAACCCGGCAAAGCAACAAUAGCCGAGAUCCGACCACCGUGGGCGGAGGAGGGGCUGCGAGCAGUUGCACCCUCCUCCACCCAGUCGGACGCCUGCGGCUUUUAGAAGGAACCGGUCACAGCGAGGUGGCCACGUGCGCCAGCGGAUCCAUCCGCCGGGUACUCGCGUCCGACCAUGAGUACCCCGGAUGCCGGUAA
Messenger RNA from Pelobates cultripes (western spadefoot toad), 225 nucleotides. NCBI's taxonomy places the organism in Eukaryota, Metazoa, Chordata, Amphibia, Anura, Pelobatidae. The record is from the annotation of a GenBank genome assembly.